UAUAAUAGAUAUACAUUUCGCUACCGUUUCUUAAAGAAACGAUAGCGAAAUAUGGAGUAUUAAUGGUUAAAAAAAAAUUCGAACAAAUAGAUCAGAUCUCUGCCCUCUGCGCUCUACCCGCAUCCAGACCAUUUCCUCACCACCGUCCAUCGCGCAGCUCGCAGCCUCCACCGCUACCGCCUCCGCCUUCCACCGUCGCAGCCACCACCGCCACCAUUGCAGCCUACGCGACUGCGCCUCCGCCCCAGCUGUCGUCACAGCCACUUCCUCCGCCGCUGUGUCUUCCUCCGCAAAUCUGCCACCGCAGCCACCACUAUCACCACAGCCGCCGACACCGCGACCGCCACAACCUUCAUUUGUCGACGCCUGGCCCAGUCGUUUCGAUCUGCACCACCGUGAUCAACGCCGCCUCCACCGCGACGGCCCGAAGAUACUGAUCUGGAACCGACAUUACUUCAAGAUGACAAGGUUGCAUCUCAUAUGAUUUUAGACAAAAUGGGAUUGAAAGGCUAUCAGAUAGGAAAGAACAAGGUCUUUCUGCGGGCUGGUCAGAUGGCUGAGCUUGAUGCUAGAAGAACCUACAAAGUUUUCAUUGCAGCCAGGAUCAUUCAAAGGCAAAUUAGAACCUACAUUACACGGAAGGAAUUAAUUGCAUUGCGUCAAGCUGCAGUUCAAAUGCAAUCAUGUUGGCGAGGUAUCCAUUUGGCAACACUUACUAUUCUGUUGGAGAGAAGGGAGUUCCUGUGAAAAUGGUUGCUGCCGGUGCUGAACAUACAGCUGCUGUGACAGAAGAUGGCGAGCUUUACGGUUGGGGCUGGGGUCGAUAUGGUAAUCUGGGUUUAGGUGACCGAAAUGAUCGCUUAGUUCCUGAAAAAGUUUCAGCUAUACAGGGAGAAAAGAUGGUAAUGGUAGCAUUUUAUGUAUUUUUGCUAUGACAUAUUUAACAGAAUUGAGUGAGAUUGUACCUUCAUUUUGGAAAUCAACUGACAAUGUGUUGGCUAGGACUUGUGUAGGCUGAUCAAGAGGUGAAUUCAAGUCCUCAUUGCUUGAUCUCUGCAUCUGCAUGAAUUCCAAGAAGUUCUUGAAAUCAUUCUGAGUGAAGGACAUGCCUUCAUCUUUGACAUUGGGUUGCUGAGUUGCAAAUGAGCAUUGGAGUUGGUUAACUGAUCCUUGGCUUUUUGAUCUUGGUUUCCAGCCAGGUGGAUAACCAUGCUUUUUAUAGCAUUUAUCCUGGGUGUGGGCUGUGUAACCAUAGUGAGUACACACUGGUCUCUUGUUAGCAGUUUGCGUCCUUUUGUAACCUUGUUGAAAUCCCCCAUCACCCUUAGCCAUGAACACACUUCCUAUAACAUUGUUUUCACCUGCUUGGUGUAGCUGACUGCCAAAACCAACACUGGCCAACUGAAAUUGCCUCUCCUGUUGAGCAAUCAUGGAGUAGGCUUCAUUGACAUAUGGUAGAGGCCUCAUGAGCAUAAUCUGUUUCCUAGUUGCUGUAUAUUUCUCAUGUAGCCCAAUCAAGAAAA
Messenger RNA from Ipomoea triloba (trilobed morning glory), 1523 nucleotides. RefSeq names its product ultraviolet-B receptor UVR8-like. The transcript has 5 exons. The coding region runs from base 684 to 935 and encodes 83 amino acids. The record is from RefSeq and is a predicted model, not a curated record. NCBI's taxonomy places the organism in Eukaryota, Viridiplantae, Streptophyta, Magnoliopsida, Solanales, Convolvulaceae.